GGAGGGCCUACAUACGUUCAAGAUUUCUUCUCACUAUUCUCGCUUCUUUCACCCAGCAGCAGCAGCAAGCAGGAGUUGUACUAACUCCAAGAUCUUCACCACCAGUAAGAAGGGGGCAUACAGGACAGGAGUAGUACAAGUUAAACUCGGUCGGAUUGUUCUCGCUUUCCUUCCAACCAGAGUCUCUGCCUGCCUGCCUUUCGCCCUCUCUCUCUCUCUCUCUCUCUCUCUCUCUCUCUCUCUCCUUCUUCUUCCUCUUCGGGUUGUUCUUGGUUGAGUCGGCCCGUCGUCAGUCCGCUCAGUGAGUCCCACACGCCGAAGGUCUACUACUGCCUGCCAUCGACGAGGCAGACCUAUAACACGCUGAAACUGCGAAUACUUGUGAGCCCCACCAACCACACCACCACGGCACACCAUUAUUAUCCAUCCACACACAGUCUGUGUCCCAUGUUCAGUCUGUGGAAUAAUAUUUCUGCCCAUUCUACAUGAGAGUAGAAGUGAAAGAAGAACAAAGCUGCGGGAGGAAAGCAGUGCCGUCGGAACAUCCAUCCCCAAAGUGUUCCAACCACGACUACUGCUACUAAAGUUACCUUCACUUCUUUCACAUUUACCUAUCCCAUUAAAGAUAGAGUAAAUCCAAAUCCUUCUUUUUCUUCUUCUUCUUCGUCUUCUUCGUCUUCUCCUCUCUUCUUCAUCCAUCCCAGAUCAUCGAAUCUAAUGCAUCCCACAAACUCUACUUUCUCCAUCCAUUCUUAACAAAUACCUCACUUUCACCUUCCCUUUAACCAACUUCCACCAUUCCUGCUGCUUGGUGCCGUGAAUUUUUCUUGCUCAGUUAUCUUCAGCUGCGAUUUACUGCUACUCUCUCUCUCUCUCUACUUUCCAUCACAUUGUGAAAAUUCAUUGCCAAGCCAAACCAAAAUGAGCAAAAUGAAUGUUUUACGUUGAUUCGUCCUCUUUAACUAACCAACUCAAAGUGCAACUGUAACUUUUCACAGACCAAGAUAGCUACAACUUGAGGUCUCAGUUUUUGUGCAAUUUUAAAGAAACUAGUCGGCUCACGUCAUGUCAUAGAAUCAGCCGCCCUUUCUCCUUUCCCCUUCGAUGUGUGCCAAGAUCUGGGCUGGGGCCGCAAAAGUAGAAUAAUGGGAAAUAUUGUUGCGUGGUGAAAGUGUGAGGUGAAUGGAAGGAACUACAUAAUUUGCUGGACACCGGCUACUGGACUAGCAGACUGAGGGACGGAAGGAUAUACAUUUCAAGUCAGUAACAUUUGUUUGUCAGGAUUUUUCGUCAAAAUAAAAAAACUUUCCGAUUUCAAAAUUAACGGAAUGCUCGUGGACGACAACGGUCCAAAGAUUGGGUGGCUACAGCAGCGGGAAGUGUGUGUGUGACGUGACAUUGUUUCAUGAACAUGCCAUUAUCUCCUCGUGAAUCGAUAAUGUAUGGGAGGUAACGCAAAAUGAGGUAGCAAACUUUAUCUGUCACCACUUAGGGACGUCGACUGUUGGCCGUCGUGGUCUGUUGAAUUAAACAGUCGCCUGGCACACCACUGACUCUUUUUAGAAUAUCCAAUUUGUGUGGAAAGGAAGAAGAGGGAGCUAUAUGAUUAGCUGGGUCUCGGCUGUUCGGCUCGGGUGAAAGUUUUUAUUGCAAAGUGAAAGUCGAUCAAUACAAUUACGUAUUGCUUAAUUCGCCACACAUUGGAUUAAAGUGAGCUUGAUAAGUUAAAAGUUGGCUCAGUAUAUCACAAAGGAAAAAGUUGCUGAAAUUUUUCGUCGACGUUAGAAAUUUGAACUUUACAGAAAAAUAUAACAGCUCAUUAUCGCCAUUGAUAUUAAAUGUGGGUCACUUUGGGAACAUUUUUAUUUCACACCGGUUGUUUCUUCGGUGAAGUAGUUGGCUAAAAGGGCAAUCAAAAAUAAUAAUAUUAACGCCGACGUGUAUUAUCUACAGGUGCUAUUUCGGCUAUUAAUGAAUAUUCGCUCGAGUUUGCAAUUCUGAAAUUCCAAUGGCCUUAGUGUGUGAAGCGUUGCCAGAUUGGUAGUCAACGUCGUCGUAAAAUAUUGUGCCAGAGUUAGAACAUUUAAAACUGUUUCAACCAUAUUGACCUCCCACACGACGACAUAAUAAUAAUAACAUAGUGUGCAUCUGUAUACAACUCUCUGCCUCGCUGUAGUCUUUAAACCGUGCUCUUAAUCAAUAAAAUUUAACCCUUUCUCAUUUUUACAUUCAACUUCCCUGCAGCUAAAAAUCGAAUAUUAUAUUAAUAAUUCCAGAGGGAAGAAACGACACGGUUUAAUUGUCUCUCUGUCUGUGAGGGGUUAACGUUUUCCGGAAAGCAAAAAAAUGGAGCUGCAUUUAUCAUGACCCUCCUCGUACAAAACAGUUAAUCAGGUACAGGAGGUGAAAAGAAAGGUCUGAGGAAUAACCAAUAAGUUUGCUAUCUCAAGUCAACGUUCAACGGAUAUUACUUCUGCUGCUGCCAACUGCCAUACAAUUGAACCUAGCCUACACAAGGCCGAAUUUGUCAUCAACAACCCCCACAUCUCGAAGAAGCAAGAAGCAAUCAAACUAAACCGCAAAUUCUUGACCAUCAUCGAUGAAGUCUGUUCCAUUGAUCGUGUGAAAGGAUCUGCCGCCUUGGUGAAAAUUAGUGUUGAUGAUAAACGGGGCGUAAUUAAUCGUAUAUCGUACGUACCGUAUACGCGCCCAUCAUCCACCUAUUCUUCACCUCGUGAAUCCUCCAAAUCCAAUUAUGAGCAUCCAAAGAAGAAUGGCCAGCGAAUUCAGAACUCAAUGCUUGCCGUCGCCCACCACCAACGACACUGCCUUCAUAUCCCCUACUUCCAAUAAUUCUUCAGCAAGUUCGGGUACGAGAAAGAGAACAAGAAUUCCACCGCCACCAUCAUCAACGUCCGGCGGAAGAAUGACAUUGUUCACAUUAAUUUAUAUAUCCUUGGCUGUCAUAAUCCUCUUUUUGUCACCAAGUGCUUAUGCAGACGGUUGCACCCCCUUGUUCCUCUUGCGGAAUAGCAACGGGACUGAAGAAGGACCUCUGUUAAAUAAUUAUGAUGAAGACUCGAAAAAUGAAGUGAUGGUUAGAGAGGGGGCGUCUUUCACCCUAAGUUGUGACCUAAGUCGCUUUCACAACUUGAAGUGGAUGCUUAAUGGCAGAGAAAUAACUCCUCAGAUUCAGGAUGAGUUGGAUAUAUUUGUUGAGACUGGAAGAGAGACGGAUGGCUAUAUAUAUAGUGAACUACUUGUGGUUAAUGCCUCGACUAAAUUCCAUGUCGGCGAGUACAAAUGUACGCCGGUUUGUCUCUCUUCCAGCCGUGUUGGAGCAAACCAUGGUGUCAAGGUCACAGUGAGCAUUGCUAUACCUUUAAUGCUAAGUACUAAUGCCACCCUAAAAAAUGGCAAGGAGGUCUAUAAGGAGUACGUAGCAAGAGGAAAACACGUCGAUAUUACAUGUACAGCCCCCGUGCCAGAUGCUGAGUUGAAGUGGUAUAGAUUAGUUAAUGGGCAACCGGAAGAUAUGGACAAAGUGUGCGGUGUCCCGGAUGUCGAGUUGUCGGAUAGAAAGAAGCCCCCCGUGCACUGUAAAGUGAAUCGAGAUGUUAAAAGCGAUUCUGUCAUUAUCAAACUUGAAAUCAAGCGAGUUCGAAAAGAAGACAACGACACACUUGGGACUGUUAAGGACUUCCGUAAAUAUAUGUGCAAGGCCAAUAGAGGAAAUAAUGAGGGAAAGAAGGAAGUCGAGGUGGCCGAGCGAGUAUCUGCCACCAGAACAUUCGACCACCGCGGAGUUAUGAGUUUGACGGUGACGGAAGGAGAAAAGCUACAAAUUUAUUGCGAUAUUCAUGGUGUUAAUAGUUCAGACUUUGAAGGUAGUAAUCCAAAGGUGGAAUUAAAGUGGACAAAAGAUGGGGAGGACUGGAAUCCUUACAAGUUUGCCGGACCUGAAGACAUUAUUAAGAUUGGCCGAGUUGAAGAGACCGAAAAGGGCAAACCGUACCGUAGUGGAUACAACAUCACAAUGGCAGAACGAGAUCACCGUGGCUUUUAUACGUGUUCUCUGGUGAGACGAGAUGACAAGUAUCAGUCGGAUCAGUAUGCAGGCCCAUCCCUUGAAAAGAAAGAUCCGGAUAAAUCCGUCGAAUUUACAUACUACGUGCGAGUUAAAGAUAAGCUGGGAGCCCUCUGGCCAUUCCUCGGAAUAUGCGGAGAAGUAAUAAUCCUAUGCGCUAUAAUUCUGAUCUAUGAAAAGCGUAAAAGUAAAGCGGAAUUAGAAGAGAGCGACACAGACGGGAGCCCGGAUCAGAACAACUCAAAUUCAAAUGACUAAACCAUGGCUGCAUUUUUUCAUGAAGAGGAUUAACCCAUUAUUAUUCUACUAAAUAUUUUAAUGAUGUUACAUUGGACAACAGGAAUCAGCAGUUGUAUCAAGAGACAUGAUAAUUUGUCUCUCAUAUUAAAUCAACAGUGAAAAAGAAGCAGAACGUUGAACGUCUACUUGGAGUGAUCGAUGAACUGGAUCCUCGUCUUGCCUUGUUCAUGAACUUCUUCAUAUAUAAAUAUAAUAUAUAUAUACACACACACACAUCGCAUGUUGAAUUCAAGAUUUGAGUGUGAAAAUGACUACUAUUCGUGAAAAGUAUACUUUGUAUCCGUUCAUGCCAUAUAAUCUACUUUGUUAUGAAAGUCAGUAUUGUUUCCUUCUUGUGAGUCUCAUUGAGACUGUCUCAAUUGUAUUAUUAAAGUUUUUUAACGAGGGAGGGUCGCACCACGACUGGACGACACGUCGUUACAGGAUUUUGUUCCUUGCGUGAUUUUGACUUCUGUCCUCUUUAACCAAAAUAUAUCCUGCUGGCCGGAGUUUGAUCGUGUUCAAUUUCUGAACUUUGAAAGUGACAAACGUAACACAUUAAGUGUAGUGGUAUAUAUAUAUAUAAUAUAUAUAUAUAUAUAUGUGUAUAUAUAUAAAUAAUAUUCCAAGAGAUGCUAGUGGGGUAACUUGUUUCAUUGCAAACCAAAGGUCAAUCAUCUAAUUACAUUUAAUAAACUCAGACUAGCGACAACGAGUUCGAAGCUAUAAAAUACUUAACCAGUAAUCAUUCGAACCAAAUCGUCAACCCUACUACUAUAAUAACUCUGCCGGCGGACAACACUGCAUACACUAUCGAACGAACAAAAAUCUGUUGUCAAUGGAAUUGGAUGAAGAUAUUGUCGAUUCAACUCGUUUAUGUAAAUAACUAAUCACUCUAACUUUAAAAUCGGCAAAUUGCGAUUUGUAUGUAAAAAAUGAAGCACAUAGUAUGGAACAAAGUGUCGCGAGUUGAUCUGUUCUCAUCUUGACUAACCUUAUUGUUCUGACGAUAAACGUCGUAUGGUAAAUAUUCAGACAAACUAUACUUCGUUCUUGUUGGUGAGAUGAGUUGCACAAGCGAACUACAUAUAUACAUACAUACUCUUCCGUUGUGGGAUGAUUUAUACGAUUGUUUCCUCGUAGCCGAUUUUCAAUCAUGAGCAGAGAAAGCGUACCAUAGACUAAUAAGCUUCAAUUUAUUCUCCUGUCACACAUACAUUUCAUGUUGUAUUUAAAGUACUCCCUUUCACUACUCUUUAACCUUUUGCCUACCGACUCCACUGUUGAAUCAAUAUUCAUGUUUCCUCUCAACUAUUAGACACUACUGGCUUGCACAAAAGAAAAGAAACUAUAAUAAUAGCACUCGUAGAAAAGAAAGUUACUCCCUCACACCAUUGACGACCUUGCAGAGUCUCACUGUCAUGUCAUACGCAAAAAAACAUUAAUGUACUUGAACAAUUUACACUUGAUGCACUCCUGUUAGUUUAGAACUAUAAAAUAAUAUCACGUUGUUACCAUUGUUGUUGGGCGCAUUCCGACCCCAGCAGCAACCUCACAUUUGACUUACUCUACCGUUACAUAUAAAAUAGAAUCAAAAAGACAAGCUAGACUAGAUAAUAGUACACGGAUGUAGGGUACACUAUGCAUAUAUUUAUAAUAGUUGGAUAUUAAUCAAGUUCGGAUUUACUACAAAACAAGAUUUUUUCUCUUGGGUUUCGAGUGAAAGUGAGACAGUUGUUGCCACCGUGUGAAGAUUUGUAUUAAUUUUGUAUUGCUGCCUGAGUCAUGAGUUAACUGUACUGAAGCCAUGAUAUUAUUCAUUUCCUGAACUUUCUCACAUUCUUUCACCUUCAUUUUAAUUGUACUAUGUGAAACUCCAGCAUAUGUAUGUAAAUAUACAUUUAUUUGCUUAUUCAUUCUGCCAUUUAGGAUUCCCUAACAUUUGUGAACUAAAUAUGCUCUUGCAGCACAUUAGAAAUGUUUCAAUGGACUGAUUCUUACCAAAGCAUCUUGUUGAUUCUCACUCUAUAGGUUUUUACCUUGUCCCGAAAAACUACUAUUUUUCACUUUAUUAUAAACCUCCACUCACUGUACACUUGUGUCAUUAUGCAGAAUGUUUUUUACUGUUCGUGUUCAAACCCCCUCUCAUCUACUGUAACGCUUGCCUGUAAAUCUGCAUAUUAAACCUAAAGAAUUAAACAGCCAUCAAGCCGAUUGUCUCAAGAAUGAACACUUUGUAAAAAAAAAGAAAUGUCAAGUUUGCCUCGAUAUCAGAAAGCGAGCUUGAUUGUUUUUCUUACCUGAUCUUGACAUCCAAAGUAAAAUUAGUUCUGAUUAUGCUCAGUUCGUUAAGAUGUCGUGUGAAAGAAUGGUUGAGACACAAAAGUUACAUGAAUGUUUCUUAGAUUAAGUUCACAUUAUGGAAAAUAAAAUACCGAAAAUGCAUUUAAGUUGGCUGCUAAGGUAAUAUUAUAAGACAAAACUGCAAUAUAUGUACCUCUUUCCUCUCGUUAAUGAUGACGACAAGAAGGGGAUUAAAUAUGAUUAUAGCGGUAGUAACGAUUCUGCCAGAAAACAUUGAUUCUCACAUCAGUGUUUUGUAUCUUAUGCAAUUAGUUGAUACAAUUUAGCAAAUCAUGAACAUUACUCGAAACCGAUAAUAUAAGUGUGCGUGUGUGUGUGUGGGAGCACUUAUUCUCAACGAAAUUUCAUUAAUCUUGGUACUAUUGAAGGCCUCUAGUCAAGUUUUUUAUUUGAUAUGAAUUUUGUUCAGUUGUUCACAAAUAAACUGAAUUACAUCAAUUAUACAAAAAUAAAUAACAUUGUAUAGAAACUCAAAUAAAAUUGUGAUCUCGUCGUAGUUGCUUUCAAUUCUUUAUUUUUGUACCCAGCCUUCAGUUCAUAGCUUUGAUUUUUAACUAGUAUUGAUCAUGAUUAAGUACUUGCGAGACAAAAUAAUUUUGACUGUGCUUCAGUUAUUUUCUUGCAUCCACAUCCUACAAAUUUCAUUUCAAAUGAUUAAUGCCAUUUAAUUUAAACCAAAUUCGAAUUGUUUGAAUGCUUAACUGCCAGUUGAUUUACAUCUGUAGACGCUCGUUUGUUGGGUCGAAGAAAGUUAUUUUGGGAUGUUUCUUUUCUUAGCAAAAAAACCAACAGUCCUUUUAAUUUAGUAUUGAAUUUCCUUAGCAGUGGUGCGUUAUGUAAGAAUCUGAGGCGCUAUGCACACUUGUGUUAGUAAAUGUUAGGCUAAUUAAUGUACUUGUAUAAGAUGGGAUAUCGACGGAUGAAUACUGAACAAUCAACGAACUCGCGUGACAAGGAGAGGUUCACUUUUUGGCCUAAUUCUUCCAUUGACUCAAUAACAUAAGAUUCACCAGUAUCCUCUUUUCACUCUUUAAAAAGAUUUGAUUAGCGUGUUUUAAGUUUCACUGUCGACAACUAUUUUACACUUAAAAAGCAUUACUGUCUCAUUCGGCUGAUAUUCAAAAUGACAUUUUCAAGUACCUUCAAAUUAAACCAUGUGUUUUGCUGUUGAGUGUAUGUACAUAUUUACAUAUACAAAUUUUCGUCGUCAGGAUUCAUUCAUCCAUCGAUGCUGCCAAUUGCCAAACUAUCUAUUUUGAGUUUUCUGAAAAACCUGUCUCGUCAGACAACUAUUUCUAAAAUCUUCAAGAAACACACGAUACAACAUGAAGCAGCUUCCUUACUAAAAUUAUCUGAAAUCUGUAGCCAUAAGCAAAUAAGGGAGGUCGGUAAUGCGUCGCCCAAACAAUGAGUAAUAAUAAUAAGUAAGACUAAUACCACAUACGCCACCAGUUUUUGCUGUAGUAAUCAUAACUAUGCACGAUGACUCAGUUUAUACAUAUUUAGCUACACUGUCAAUAUUAUAUAUUAUCGUAUAAUAAGCACAUUACUACAAUUAAUACUUGUGUAAUUAUCCCUAUACCAACUGAAAUGUAGACUUGUCGUUACUAUAUAAAUAAACAUGUACAUAUUUAGAUGUCUGUACUACCUUAAAUGUAAGGUGUAGCUUCAAAACAAAUGCAAUCUAUUAAACCAAAACGUUAAGUGCUCUAC
Molecule: messenger RNA, 8443 nt
Organism: Folsomia candida
Lineage: Eukaryota; Metazoa; Arthropoda; Collembola; Entomobryomorpha; Isotomidae
Gene: Bsg
Exons: 11
Coding region: 2756-4345 (529 amino acids)
Biological process (GO): cell-cell adhesion
Cellular component (GO): cell-cell junction
Molecular function (GO): cell adhesion molecule binding
Source: RefSeq, a predicted model, not a curated record